ACUCCUGCAGCCCCCAGGGAAACAAGAGGAGGAGGGCGUGAUAUUUGUGAUGACAACUUUGCCUUUUAGCAGAAUAGGCCUAUGGGGACAUAAGUGUGGCUCUGCGAGGGGCUGCCCAACCCGCUCUGCUCUUCAGGAACGAGCCUCACUGCCACUGUUUUGCCAUGAUCUCAAUAACACUGUUGGGCAACACAGACAACUUUUUUCCACUCAGCAGGUUAUCUGCUGUGUGGUUUGAUUGAGCAUCUUGGAUGAAAAAUGGCCAUCCGAUACAUCAAGCACAAGUACCUGUGGAUUUAUGUUUUGAAUUAUGAGAAACUGUAGUAUAAAAUAAUAAUGGAGAUUCCCACUGUGGUGAAUUUGGAGGGACAAAAAUUUGCCUUCUCAACACAGGAGCUGACCUCAGAAAGCUCUGCUCUCUCAUCCAACGGCUCAACAGACCACAGAGGGGAUAACUGUUUCCCUGAAGCCCAAAGCUCGCUGAUGGAACCAGAUGAGGACUUACACGAGGAGAAUAAGAGUUUUGCUUGUGUCAGUCAUAACAACAUUGAAUCUGCGGGAGCUGUGUGCUUACAGGAGCCUGAACAAGUGUCAGUCAUUCCUGGUGAAGGAUCUCUGGACCAGAGUCCACUGGCUCCAGCUCAGCUGGGUAUAGUGUCAGUUCAGAAUCAUUCUGGUCAGACUGUAGACUUGAACUGCAGAUGUGUAAAAACAGACUUUGAGAACUUAGAACCAAUCUCAAAUGGCCAUGUCUUUAGGCCUCCAGAGGACCCGUGCUCUAUCCUCAAUUUGGACUCCACUCCUAUCUUCACUGUCUCUGCAAAUGUUCCUGAUUCGAGCCGAAGAGUCCUGGAUCUCCCACGCAUUGUGAGGCACAAACCAAGCUCCAUCACCUUCUCACAAUAUACCUGUCCCUCAGGAGCCAAUGGCCACGCUCAUGUCAAUGAGAGCUCUGACGAUGGAGCGACUUCACCUGAAGGGGAGGAGGAUGAUGAUCAUGAUGAUGUGAUGAUGAUGAUGAUGAUGAUGAUGAUGAUGAUGACGACGACGAAGACAAUGAUGUGUUUCUAGAGCUGCUUCAG
Molecule: messenger RNA, 1082 nt
Organism: Micropterus salmoides (largemouth bass)
Lineage: Eukaryota; Metazoa; Chordata; Actinopteri; Centrarchiformes; Centrarchidae
Exons: 2
Coding region: 337-1071 (244 amino acids)
Source: RefSeq, a predicted model, not a curated record